Vicia villosa (hairy vetch) is the source of this 684-nucleotide messenger RNA. RefSeq lists its product as uncharacterized. The record is from RefSeq and is a predicted model, not a curated record. The transcript has a single exon. Lineage: Eukaryota; Viridiplantae; Streptophyta; Magnoliopsida; Fabales; Fabaceae. Bases 1 to 684 code for a protein of 227 amino acids.
AUGGGGAGGAGAUCUUGUAGGGAUCCUAUUGUUGAAGGAUGUAGGUGGGUUGUGAAAAAUGGUUAUAACAUUCCUUUUUGGGAAGCCAAAUGGUGGAGAGGUCUUAUUUUGGGUGAAGUGUUUUCGGAUAUAUAUGAGGCUUCGCUUUUGAAAGGGGUUUCGGUUGCUUCUAUGGGAGGGUGGCUAGAGGGUAAAUGGAGAUGGGGUGUUUUUGGGAUUCCCGUGGGGUUGGAGACGGAGAGGGAAAUUAUGGAGGGUUUAGUUCGGUUUAGAGAUGUGUUGGCCGAAUUUGGUGGUGCGGGGGAGGGGAGAGAUGAGGUGUCUUGGAUUCUAGCCGAAUAUGGAAUUUUCUCGGUGGUAUCUUGUUACACUUUUUUUGGAAGAGAUUUCGUUCCGGUUGGGUCGCCGAACAAACAUGAUGGGGCGUAUGGGCUAGUUUGGAAGGCGGAUGUGCCUUUCAAAAUCAAGGCGUUUGGAUGGAGAUUUCUUCUUGAUAGGAUCCUGACUAAGGAUUGCUUGGUGUAUAGAGGUAUAAAUAUACCGGUAGAUAAUUUAAAGUGUUGUUUUUGUGGAUAUGAAGUAGAAAGUAGAAACCAUUCUUUUUUUGGUUGUUGGGUGGUGAAAGCUAUUUGGAAUGAGAUAGCUCUUUGGAUGGGUAAAGAGGGGGAGGUGGAGGAGGGGUAA